Messenger RNA from Sordaria macrospora k-hell, 474 nucleotides. RefSeq lists its product as uncharacterized. The record is from RefSeq and is a predicted model, not a curated record. Gene Ontology annotation, molecular function: nucleotide binding. Lineage: Eukaryota; Fungi; Ascomycota; Sordariomycetes; Sordariales; Sordariaceae. Gene Ontology annotation, cellular component: RNA polymerase III complex. Gene Ontology annotation, biological process: transcription initiation at RNA polymerase III promoter.
AUGAAGAUCCUUGAAGGCCAAAGCAACCUGAUCUCAAACCAUGAGGUCUAUGAGCAUAUUCUGGAGCAACAGAAAAAGAACAGAUCCAAGAACAGAAGAGUGCCUCCCAACCAGUUUACUCUCACUAAAGAUCUCUUGACCUAUCUCCGAACCAAGCCUGGCCCGUUGGCAAACCAGGACCAGACCCAUCAGUACAGCACGGAAGCGUUGUAUGAGCUGUUCAAGAAGCUCCGUGAGGCUAACCUCCAAAGUGACCUCUCGAAGGGCGAGAUGCUCAUGAUCGUCAACCUCCGGCCCACCAACAUUGCAGUUCUUAGCACGGUUGUUGAGGAUAUGUUGGAGCGUUUUACCGAGGACGAGCAGCAAAAGAUCAUCGAAAUCAUUACCGAGACCCUCGGCUCUGACGAACCUGCAGAGGCCGCGGAUGGAGAAGAGUACGAUAAGGACGCAGCACCCUCCAUUGAGAACUCUUGA